GUGGAAUCUGCAGACUUUACUAUCCAUUGGAAUACACCUCAUCCUGGAUUACCAAGGUAUGAAGUUUUCAUAGCUUGGAAUCUGAGGCUGAAGUCCUCACCCAAAACCCUUUUAUCUUGUCAUAGGUUGAGGAUUCUGAUGAAUGAUAUAUCAUCUUAUUAUGUCACCUCCAAAAGUGGUGACAUAUUGAUAUGGUCUCCAUUUAUUAGAGAUGGCGCUUGGAGUCUGAAGCAAUUUCUUACAACUUCCAAUAUCUUAACAAAUACUCACUGUGCAUCCUUCUUCGCUAGAAUUAUAUAAACAAC
Messenger RNA from Owenia fusiformis, 305 nucleotides. The record is from the annotation of a GenBank genome assembly. Lineage: Eukaryota; Metazoa; Annelida; Polychaeta; Sabellida; Oweniidae.